This is a messenger RNA of Echinostoma caproni, 1458 nucleotides long. The record is from the annotation of a GenBank genome assembly. NCBI's taxonomy places the organism in Eukaryota, Metazoa, Platyhelminthes, Trematoda, Plagiorchiida, Echinostomatidae.
UGGUCCGAUUGGAUACCACUUCAUCAUCGCACAUUCCGAUGCCCAGCUUUACCGCCUGGACAUGAUGAGACAAAAUUGGACACAGCCAAUCCCCUAUUGCGUCAGUACAUCAGCCAACUUCAACCACCGCUUGGGCCUACCACUCCCACUUACAGAAUGCAUCCCAGUGGUUAUCCCGGGCAAAUUCAACCCAACCAGUUUCCGCAAGAACAGCAACCUCGCACUCUGCAGGGAAUGCACACACUCAACGGAUUUGCCCAACCAGAGGCUUGGGAUGCUGACCUAGGUAUUAUGCCUCCGCCGCAAGUUCAACCUUUUCGACCGGAAAUGGCAUACGGAUUGACUACGACACGUCUCUACGGACCAAGAGAUGAGCACACAAAAUCCUCCUGGGGUCGAAGCGGUCGAGAAAGCUGGCUGACUUCCAAUCCCACCGCACCUUAUUCCGAUGUGGCAACCGGCUCAAUUAUCCUUGGUUGCAUAAUUCUACCUCUGGCCGUGAUUCUCGUUAUCGAAUUGGCCACAUCCUGCCUGACCUGCUGCAGUCCGUUCGGGGCGGACAGACAGGCAAAACAGGCCGGUCAACUCCGACGGUUGAUUGGUCGCUUGUAUCGAUUGCUUGUGACAUAUGCGUUUGGUUUACUUGUUGUCAUGCUACUCACUCUUAUCUUGCAAGCCGCUAUCGGUCGUCUGAGACCGGAAUUCAUCAAAAUUUGUCGUCCCUCACCGAACGUGUGUCCCCGUUGGGCUACUCUGCUUCGUGCUGCCGGGUAUGGAUUCGACCUAAACGAUCCAAACACGUUUACCAAUGAUCCACAGCUGUUGAAUUUUCUCGCACAAGAAUCGGCACGUCGCGGAUUUUACCUCGUACCUAGAACCACCACACCGACUCCGAAUGUGAUGGGUACGGGGUAUGCGGAAGAGGGAAUUUAUUCGGACGCCGAUUGUACGGAGAAAAAUGUGCUUCGUAUGAAGUAUGCCAGGACAUCAUUUCCUUCACUGAGUGCCGCAGUAACAAUGUACGCGACCAUAUUUCUCGCUGCCUACAUCACACAUACAUUGCGCUAUCUCCGUCGGACCUGCUUCUGUAUUCCGUUAACUCUGCUCCUGGGCAGCUGCCUGGUCAACCUACUCCUUGGUUUGGGUCGCGUAGUUUAUCGAAAAAAUUGGCUAGAGGAUAUAUUGGCCGGUUGGGCUUUGGGGCUGAUUGUAGCUGCAUACGUGCUGUACCGUGCCCUCAAAAAGAGGAACAAUGGGAUUCGAGUAGUCAGUAAUGCGGAACUGCUAAAACAAUUGCAUCGUAUUCAACGUAUGUUACAUUCAAAUCAAGAAUACCGUCAAAAUGAGGUUCAUCGUCAGGCCAGUUUCAAGUCAACCAUUCUGUUGAUCAUCUGCAUUUCAUUGUUCUCUAGUGCAUGGGGUGCCAAUAUCCGUCAAUUGAAAAUGAUUACUCAAUAG